This is a messenger RNA of Biomphalaria glabrata, 2483 nucleotides long. Its product is annotated as TBCC domain-containing protein 1-like. The coding region runs from base 213 to 1910 and encodes 565 amino acids. Gene Ontology annotation, biological process: maintenance of centrosome location; maintenance of Golgi location. NCBI's taxonomy places the organism in Eukaryota, Metazoa, Mollusca, Gastropoda, Planorbidae. The transcript is spliced from 20 exons. The record is from RefSeq and is a predicted model, not a curated record. Gene Ontology annotation, cellular component: spindle pole centrosome.
UAUCAAAGGGAAACAACUAAGAACACAUAUUUCCUUAACGUUUUGUUUACAAAUGGACGGUGAAAACAUUUAAUCGAUAUGUUCCUUCAAAUUUAAAAAUGAAAGAAAAAAGAAACUUUAUACACUAAACAUCUCUCAUUGAUAUUUGAUUUUGACAUCAUUAAAACUUCUGAAUUUGAAAGCUGAUAUUUCUAUACAUUGUAAUAAAUAGAAUGGCUUCAAAACAUGUUUCAAUUUGGGUAAAAGCAGAGCCGUUUAGCUAUGGAACAAUUCCAGUUGCACCACAUCCAAGGCUAAAUAGCACCAAUAUUCGCAAAAUUGUUGUAUAUUCUAAGAACAAAGGCAGUGCUGGAUUUCCACGGCUAAGCUACACAAUGUGGCAGCAUAUAGCUUGCAAUAAACUUCAUUUAUCAGAAGAUCUUGCUUGGAUGUAUUUCCAAACUUGUCAGUUUUUUACCCAAAGUAUUUCUCCAGUUGAAUGUAUAGAGAAAGAUGAAAAGCUUGCAAAGAUUAAAGAUCAGCAUGACAGAAAUAAAAUGAUGGCUUCAGAGUCAGUUGAUUUGUACAAGUUUGUCAUUUUUCUAAGCAUGCAGCAGUUGUACAGAAUGUCUUUAAGAACAUCUUUAGUUGCAGGAGAUGAAUGGCCGAGUACGUCCAGCUCAGCAACAACGUGUGAACUAGAUGGACGCUCUACACCAAGAGGUGGGACAAGCAAGUCAUUAGAUGAUCAUAGCCAUCACAUGUUUAUUCAGAACAAUAUUGGAGAGCUUACUGACCUAAUUUCAGAUGAAGCAGGGGGAGCAACCUCUACAAAGUAUUUAGCUCUAGAAGCAGUUGAAGCUCUUGGUUUUGUUUUGAUAGGAAAGUUAGAUAACUCCAGUUCACUGAUACAACUUCAAGAUCUGGCUAUGCUGCAGACAGUACAGCAGCAGUCAGGCUAUCAGAAGGCCAAUAAGAUGUUUUUAACUCGACAAUUCACUGUGUGGUUAAAAGAAUGCCUGGUUCAAAACCCAUACAAUGUGUCUGCAUGUAUAGCAUCUGGCACAAGGUUGUCCUGGCCAUUUAUAGGGGAAGAUGUCAAGUCUGAACACAGUCAUAAAAGAGGGAAGAUUGCCACCAAUGCCCCAACUGUUCCUAAAGAGCAUAUCAAAGGAAACAAGAUGAUAAUCAUGAGUCAAAUCAGUAAGCAGACUAUAGCCAGGAGCUCUGGAACUCUGGAGAUGAGUACAGUGAAAAUACAUCGCAGUCACCAUUCAUUCCUCUACCUACUGUCACCUCUCAGGUCAGUGACAAUUGAAAAAUGUAGAAACACAACACUGAUACUUGGUCCUGUGGAGGCAACGGUGCAUGUCAGUGGCUGCGAGAAUGUCACCAUCAUUGCACCUUGUAGGAAUUUUAUGAUCAGUGGGUCAACUCUAUGUACACUCUACCUCCUCAUCCCGAACCGUCCAUUGAUUCUGAGUGGAAAUGACACUAUCAUGUUGGCGCCAUAUCAUACAUUCUAUCCAUCACUGGAAGAGCACAUGUUAAAAGCUGGCAUUGGAAUAGUGCCCAACAAAUGGGAUCAACCACUCUGUAUUGGGCCAGACCACAGGGAAGAUCAACCUGUUUGGCAAAUUUUACCAGAAUCUGAGUUUUAUCCCUUUUCUGUGCCUUUUGAGAUGCAGGGUUCAACAAAGUCUAUACCCUGCAGUCUCCCAGCACACUAUCAGAAGGAGUUAAACAAAAGACAAAAGCAGAUUGACACAUGGCAGCACAUGGUCAAAGAUGCUGGAUUGUCAAGAGAACAGAGGAAAGAGUUUCAGACUCUGGUAGAGUCUAGAUUUCAUAUCUGGCUGUCUGAGACUGGACACAAGCGAGAGUUGGACAGCCUGGUUGUUCCUUUACAGGCUGUCUCUGAGAAGAAAUGAUCUGCUCAGCCAUUAUGGAUGUGACAAAAUAAUUUAAUUUCAUUUUUCUAGUUUCUAUUAAUGCAAAAAUCUCCAUGUUUUUAAAUAUUAUGUUUAUUCAUAUCUUUUCUGUGCCCCCUCUUCCUCUUUCCCUUCAACCAGGAAAGAGGAAUCUAGUUAGCUCCCCUUGUUAAUUGUUUUAAUUCAAAUCAGGCUUUAGCAUGUCUAUGAGCUCACUCUGGUCUUACCUUUGUUGUGUAGGAAGUAGAGAUUGUUGAUUCUUGUGCUGGUGACAUGAAACGUUUCAUCACUUGUUGCUUGCAAUAGCAAGUUUACUGUAUGGGAAUUUUUUACUUGGCUGAUUAUAAGAUCUAUUCUUGUUGUUCACAUCUUUAUAAUAAAUGCUUAGAUGUUCCAGCAAGACUUUGUGAGCCACAGGAACUUCAUAGUCAGUUUAAUUAAGAAAAUAUUAGUAUUAGUCAAUAUUUUUUAUAGUGUUGUUUUUUUUUAACCUAUUCAUUGUUUUAAAAUUUGGGAUUGGAUUAAGUGUUGUUUUGUUUAUUAUUUGACAUUCACACCACAUGUUUACACCUU